This is a messenger RNA of Lindgomyces ingoldianus, 522 nucleotides long. RefSeq lists its product as uncharacterized. Bases 1 to 522 code for a protein of 173 amino acids. The transcript has 5 exons. The record is from RefSeq and is a predicted model, not a curated record. Lineage: Eukaryota; Fungi; Ascomycota; Dothideomycetes; Pleosporales; Lindgomycetaceae.
AUGGCAGAUUCUAAGUGUUGGCUUCCUCAUCCAAAUCUUUAUGAGCAUAAUGUGAUUACGUACACGAAUGCCGUCAUAAGCAAGCCACUCGCAUCCCCCAAAUGGCUUACCUCGUUGCCUUUGCUUUUGGAAGCGAAUUCGGGCACCUUAGAGCGAGGAAUAUGGCAGGGGGCCAAUCCUGCGGCUCACACCACGGCACAUGCGUUAUCGUGCGUUUUCUGGGUGGUAUAUCCACCGCUGGUGAAUCAGUCACAAAUCGGAGUUCUUGCGAAUAUGUGGGAGUCAGAUGAGCAAAAGUACGCUGUUACAUCCCUUGUCCUAUCCUCUGUUGGUGGGAAGGUUACCCUCAAGCUUCCGUGGUUCUUUUUGGUUCAGUUAAUUGAAGACAGGGCAAUCCAGCUCAUCCACUUCUUCUGCAUGCCAGAGGCUCGAGUUACAAUCCUACUUGAUAACGCAGCUCAGUAUCGCGACGCCCUGACCUUCACAUUCCUCCAAUUAUUCCAGUCGGUAUACGAACAAUAG